Molecule: messenger RNA, 325 nt
Organism: Mucor mucedo
Lineage: Eukaryota; Fungi; Mucoromycota; Mucoromycetes; Mucorales; Mucoraceae
Product: Yos1-like protein
Exons: 3
Coding region: 14-268 (84 amino acids)
Biological process (GO): endoplasmic reticulum to Golgi vesicle-mediated transport
Cellular component (GO): endoplasmic reticulum membrane; Golgi membrane; COPII-coated ER to Golgi transport vesicle
Source: RefSeq, a predicted model, not a curated record
ACAAGAUUAGACCAUGUUGACACUUGGACUUGGUCAACUAUUUUAUGUGUUGCUUUGCUUUAUCAAUGCCAUUGCUGUCUUGAGUGAAGAAAGGUUUUUAGCUAGAAUUGGAUGGACAGCCCAACCAGAAGCAGGAUUUGGCAAUGAACAAGGUCAAACAAUAAAGUACAAAAUGAUCAAUUUAAUAUCUGCAGUAAGAACUCUGAUGAGAAUCCCGUUGAUUGCCAUCAAUAUAGUCGUUAUUAUUUACGAGCUGUUACUCGGAUAGACCCUAACAUGAUACCAACGCACAGACAUUUAAAAAAAAACUUUAUUAAAGACAUAA